Molecule: messenger RNA, 882 nt
Organism: Symbiodinium sp. CCMP2456
Lineage: Eukaryota; Dinophyceae; Suessiales; Symbiodiniaceae
Source: the annotation of a GenBank genome assembly
AUGGCCGGAGACGAUGCUCUGACGGCUGCUGGAUUCUCCGCCGAUGAGCGAGAGGCUUCGACGGAGAUCUCAGGCAAGACGUACACCAUUGCAAAAGCCGUGGAGGACCAGCUGCAUGAGGCGGUCAUGGAGCGUCUGGAGGCUCUUGUGGCAGAGCAAGAGUCUGCAUUGUGGCAGCACGGUCAGGAAGAGAUGGCACAGAUGCAGCGGGAUCACGAGAGUGUCUGGGCGAGCUUGCAAGAGCUUGCAAGCCAACAAGCUGUGCUCAGGGACGAGCAAGCUGAAAUGAGCCGUGCCAUGCUGGAGCUUUCCAGCAGGCUUGACUUUGUGACGGAAUUGAAUGAGGUCGUGCUGCCCGGCGGGGAGAGAUAUCUGCCGGCGUCGGAGCUGGUUGCUCCAACGGCUUCGAGCGACGGCCCUGGCGUGCCGGGAUCUGCCGAGAACCUUCACAGCCCCUACGACGACAUCCUCGUGGAUAGUGCUGGGCACCAGCUGCUACCCCCUUUGCUGCUGUCGUCGGUGGCCUCACCAGUCGGUCCUGACAGCACGGCGGUCAUGAACGCUGUCUGUGCAGCCGCGCAGGCAGCUGCAUCAGCAGCGGCUGCAGCCGCCGCUGUUUUGCCCGUUGCAGCUGCAGGCAGCUUUCCCCUGGCCCCGGCUGACACUGCCGAAGGUCCUCGAACACCGCCCCGACAGCGGCCAGGUAAAGUCGACCGUGAGUCCAAAAGCCCCACCGUCCUCUCUUUGGCCAGUGCAUUGACUUCGGUGCAGACCCCACCACCCAUGGAGCCUCGGAAGAGAGCUCCGUCAAGGUUAAACAUUGCUGCGCACCUGCUGGAGGCGCCAAGCAAGCCGUCUGCACUCCCUCAGCUCAGAGCCGAU